UCAGAGCCUGCCUUUUUGCUUGGGAAUAAUGCUGUGGUGGAUCGGAUCGGAUGAGGCUAAUCGCUUUCAUCAACAAUCGAAGUGCAAGAAGGUGAUGAUGGAGGACUUUACACGUUUAUAUGAAAUAUCUCAUCUUAGCAGUACCCCUAAACAAUGCUGCGCUACACCAUCAAGAAUUUUGUCAGAUAUGGUAGCUGCAAUUUCAACAUUUUCGACGAUAUUUUGUAUGUAUAGCACAUCAGAAUUUCAAAAUCGCAGCCAAAAUAUAACAUCUUCGAUGUGGGUGUUGUCUAUUGCAGCUUACAUCAUCUAUGUUUGUGUGAACCAUUUAUCAGCCCAACACGUUUUGUGUGUGUUCGGAAUUCAUUUGCAAAACAAGAAAGCAUAUGGUGGUAGCGGUAUUCCUCCUGGUAUUAUUUUGGUGAAUUUGUAUAGAACCCUGCCUUUGCGAACAGCAUCACGUUGUUGGGGAUCAGUCAACAGUGUAGAUGUACCACUUUUUUUGAGAAAACCAAUGUAUGGUCUUUAUAGUAAACUAUUCAAUGUCAACAUAGAUGAAGCUGACAAUUCAGAUCUAACAUCCUAUUGUAACCUGCAAGCAUUUUUUACUAGGGAUUUGAAGCCAAAUGUCAGGGAAAUUAGUAGUAAAGACUUGACGAGUCCAUGUGAUGGGCGUGUGCUGUACCAUGGAAAAGUUGAUAAUAGUAAGGUAGAGCAAAUCAAAGGUAUCACAUAUUCGCUCAAGUCGUUCCUCGGACCAGUAUCUUGGAAUAGCAACUUGGAUGCUGUGAGUCAUGAGGUACUGUUGAGAAAUUUCUUAUUGUUAUUAUAUUACCUUUUAGGUUCCCAUUAACAAUUUUCUGUUUUG
Molecule: messenger RNA, 868 nt
Organism: Anneissia japonica
Lineage: Eukaryota; Metazoa; Echinodermata; Crinoidea; Comatulida; Comatulidae
Product: phosphatidylserine decarboxylase proenzyme 1, mitochondrial-like
Exons: 3
Coding region: 29-853 (274 amino acids)
Biological process (GO): phosphatidylethanolamine biosynthetic process
Cellular component (GO): mitochondrion
Molecular function (GO): phosphatidylserine decarboxylase activity
Source: RefSeq, a predicted model, not a curated record